Laetiporus sulphureus 93-53 is the source of this 972-nucleotide messenger RNA. RefSeq lists its product as uncharacterized. Bases 1 to 972 code for a protein of 323 amino acids. The record is from RefSeq and is a predicted model, not a curated record. The transcript is spliced from 2 exons. Lineage: Eukaryota; Fungi; Basidiomycota; Agaricomycetes; Polyporales; Laetiporaceae.
AUGUCACUCAACAUCCGUGUCACCACCACUGUCACUCGCAGCGCAUCGGAGCCAGGACUACUUCUCGACAGCGAUGGAGAUGAACUACCGCUGCUAGGCAACAUUAGUCGUUGGACGACGGGAGGAUCUUGGACGAUGGGGAGAGCCUGGGGUGAAGACGAUGAACAGGCAAGGAAUGCCGAUGAUGAACAACCCAGCUACCCCCACCGUCCUGGUGCCACCUAUCCCUACAAUGACCCACCGGAGGACGGAUCGCAACCUGCACCAGCUGUCACCAUCAAGGAGCAGAUAAGGUAUGCUUGGAUGAUCAAAUCUUCGAGCAACCCAGCGGCAGGACAGGUAUCGCUCAUCGCCCCAGACGUAGCAUCACCCUACGAUGUCUUCAUCACCACGCCACUGACAUUCCUAAUGGAAUGCGAUGGUCAUCGUCUCUACGUCCAUCAUACAGGCACGGGCGACUUUGCCACCUUCCAUGCCUUCGUCUUCACUUGGGACAACCAGAAGGUCGCAUGGCACCUCUACUCGGAAGACUCACCUCAUCGCGUCUUCAGUCAAUGGGUCACUCUGCUCUAUCUGCCACCCAUUCCAAGCAUGCACAAUUGGUAUCCAACACCCAACAGGAUGCGUAUCAUCAGCGUUCACUUUGCGGAUAAGGAAGAAGGCGUUGAACAAUACGAGGUCGAACUUUUCAGGACGUUCUCCGAUCAAGUCCACUAUGGAGACACCAAGACACCUCGUGAGUUCACGCCGGUCAUCUUCCAACCCCUUGUUGCCAUGAUUGAGCAGCCUGGAUGGCUCACCGACGGCGUCGAUGCACUGAAGGCAGUCCUUUAUGAAGACGGAUCCAUCUCGCACUGGGCACCCACCGAGUUCCAUCCUCAACCCCAAGAGGAUCUCGAUGAGGAAUGGGAGGUCGUACCUCAUACUACCGUCCCAGUCUACGACUAUGUAGGUGUCCGCGGCAAACGAUGA